Molecule: messenger RNA, 535 nt
Organism: Plectropomus leopardus (leopard coralgrouper)
Lineage: Eukaryota; Metazoa; Chordata; Actinopteri; Perciformes; Serranidae
Source: RefSeq, a predicted model, not a curated record
AGUCUUUCCAACGGCAUGGCCUUGCUCCUGUGUCGAUGGGUCAGAGGAGGGAGAGUGGUCUGUCCUCUGACUGUUGAAGAGCUUUCUCUCUCCCCUCAGACAGCCCAGCCGUCACAGAGACGAUUGUUGAGGGUUGUCAGUAGUUUGGCGUCCCUGCUGAGACACUGGACAGUCAGACAGUUAGACCUGACUGAGUUGUGCGCUCCUGCUCAGGGUCUUAUUCCACUGCUGCUUCAUGACGGCCCUCUAACAGUCAAACUGAGUGAAGAGAUUCUCCAGCAGCUCCUCCUCCUCCUCCAUGAACUCCAGGACAGGGACUUGACCUGGUCCUCCUUGAGUAAGAUUGGUGGAGACCUGACCUCCAGCUGAACCUUCUGAACUGGGAGCUUCUUCACUAUCUGCUGCAGUCGUCGCCUCAGAUUGUCACUGUGAACAUGAGGAAGGGCCGCUUUUUACAGGUGUAGUGGACUGCCUUGGCGUGGUCAUUACAUUUUUCCUCUGAGGAACUCCAGAGCUCAAUGUCCCCUGGGCAAGU